Anopheles marshallii is the source of this 1737-nucleotide messenger RNA. It is a transcript of the gene mip130, whose product is annotated as protein lin-9 homolog. Gene Ontology annotation, biological process: DNA-templated transcription; regulation of transcription by RNA polymerase II; regulation of cell cycle. The record is from RefSeq and is a predicted model, not a curated record. Gene Ontology annotation, cellular component: nucleoplasm; transcription repressor complex. NCBI's taxonomy places the organism in Eukaryota, Metazoa, Arthropoda, Insecta, Diptera, Culicidae. The transcript has a single exon. Bases 1 to 1737 code for a protein of 578 amino acids. Gene Ontology annotation, molecular function: DNA binding.
AUGGAGAGUGAAGGAACCUCACCGCCCGCCUUUGGGCCUGCUGCCUUGGGCUUGCAUCCAGUUGGAACGAAAUUUCCUGUCAAAACAACGAACACACAGCCCAUGCAAGUACUGAACGCAAGAGGAAUGCCCGCACGAAUUCGAAAAAAGAAUCGUCUGUUUUUCGACGACGACAUCAUCAACGACAAAAUCCCAUCUGCAAAGCCAACUCCCAAGAAAACACCCGGAUCGGCCAAGAAACCGUUGAUCAACGCCAAAACACCACGAAGGGAGUUAUCUACUACGCCCCGAAAAGUGCUGCCCCGACUGUCGUUGAAAAAGAAAUAUUCUUCGCGGUAUGCACAUUUGAAGCAGAGCGGCCGAAAAAGGAAAAUUGAUCAAGACGAGAAGGUGCACGACAUUAUGAAGCUGAUGAAUACGAGCGGAUCGGCAGAUUACGACAGAAACCAACGGCUUGGGCAUAAGUUCCGCAACUUUAUCGUGCUUUCCAAAGCACAUCGGUUUUGUUACUAUGAAUUUUUCUACAGUGACAUUGACCGAAACCUGUUCGAAGGACCGAGCGAGUUCGAUCAUUUGGUGCAAUUGCAUUAUCCACAGUUGAAAACGAAUAAUCUCACCCGUGCGGAAUGGCGUAAAAUUCGAGCAUCUUUCGGUAAACCGAGACUGUUUUCACCCGCAUUCAUUAUGGAGGAACGGUUAGAGCUAGCUCGCAAAAGGGAGAAAAUAAGAAUACUACAGUCGAACAGCCUGGGCGACAUCUCUUUCAUCGAAGGUUUACCUCAAAGCAUCUCGAAGCUAAUUUCGCCAGGAACGAAGGUAACGGCCAAACUGAGGUCACCCUUGGAUGGAAUGUACAACGGUACGGUAGAGGGGUACGUUUGCGAAGCGCGAAGUUACAGAAUUAGCUUCGAUCGUCCUGGUUUAGGAUCGCGCUUAGUUCCCGAUUAUGAAGUGUUUUCAAUGGAAAAGUCCGAUAUAAUUAAGCUGAAUAGCAUCACGAAGGAUUAUCGGGUAGCUUAUCAAAAUGCUUCGUUUUAUCUCGCAUCCCCCAAAACAAAACCCAGUGCUGGAGGGGAUCCGCUACUGGGCAGCGACAUAGGACAAAAGCUGAACACCAGCGGCAGGAAAGUGUUUUUCCCGAAAGAAAACAUUGGAGGAUAUCCGGUGAAGUAUCUCGAGCUGAUCGUACGCACGAAGAAGACUCUUUCUGCCAAGCAAAUGAAAUUGCUACGCUUGCAGAACAUAACCUCGGAAGCGCAAAUCUACAAAUCGUACGACAAUCCCCUGCCAGAGGAGUUCAGGAAACGAUACGCAAUGCUGAUAGUAGCGAUCGAUAAGCUGAACCGUGAUCUUGCCGAUCAAUUGAAUCAGUUGCGUGAAUAUGUAGGAAGCUUAACGAACGAUCGGGAAAUGUUGGCGAUGAUCACACCAAGUCACUAUCGUGAGCAGUCCCGUGAAAAAGCGGCUCAGAUCUUCGAGAAAAAUAACAAGAGCUACAUUAAGAACGAACAUAUUACAAAUCUGAUAAAACAUCUUACCACGAUUAUGUACCUCGCAUCGAAUGUGAGUAAGAACGAAAAAGAUGAGCUCAGUAUAAUGGCACUAAAGGGCGCGAUUGUAGAAACGAGGGAAUUAUUGGAACCGGGAAAUGUGGCUGCGUUCAAUCGUAACGUUGCUCAUCCCAUGAGCUACAUAGAUUGUCAUCCGAGUUCAUCUAAAUCAUUAAAAACGGAGUAA